Pseudopodoces humilis (Tibetan ground-tit) is the source of this 912-nucleotide messenger RNA. Lineage: Eukaryota; Metazoa; Chordata; Aves; Passeriformes; Paridae. The record is from RefSeq and is a predicted model, not a curated record.
ACCACCGAGAUGGGGCGGGAGUGGCCAGAGGGUCUCCGUGUAACCAUGGAGACAGGGCCGCGCCGGGAGCGGAAGUGACGGAACGUGAACAAGCUGCGGCCGCGGUACGGGUGGCCCGGUGGCCUCGGUCCGUCCCGGGACUGGCGUCGUGGUGUUCGCCCCCGGAUCCUCCCCCAUCCCGGUCCAUCAGGCCAUGACGGACCCGUCGCUGCUCUCGGCCGAGCUGGAGGCGGACGAGGAGGAGGAGGCGGCGCUGCGGCGGCUCCUGCUGCAGGUGAACCCGGACCGUGAGGAGGCCCCGCGCCCCGGCCCCGCCCGCGCGGUCACCCCGCAGCCGGGGCUGUGCGUGAAGACCCGCGCGGGUGGGGACAAAGUGUUCGUCAACGUUUGUCACUCGCCCGAGGUGCCGCCGCCCCCGCCCGUGUCCCCCCUGGGCCUCCAGAGGCUCCUGCAGGAGGCCCCUGGCCCCGACGGCGGCUUCCGGAUCCCCAUGAGCCUCGGGGAGCCCCACGCCGAGCUCGACCGAGGAGGCCGAGGCUGCACUGCCUACGAUGUGGUGGUGAAUUCGGGGUUUUUCAGGACGCUCCAGGCCGAUCCUUUGUACCUCGAGUUCUUCCUGACCGUGGCCAUGGAGGGGCUGUCGGAGAAGUAUGGGGUGGAACUGGAGCCCACCGGCUGGCGGGUGCUGCGGAAUCGGAAAUUCCUGGGCUCCAUCUCGGCCCAGAAUAUCCGGGCCCGGCCCCGGCCCCACAUCCAGGAGCUCCCCGGUCCCCCAGACCCCCCACAGUUCGUGGUGGUGGCUGAGCCCUCGGCCCAGGACCCGCAGGUGCUGCAGGCCCGGGUCCACCUGCCCCAGGUGGUUCUCACGGUAACGAUGCCGCUGCGAGUGUGAGGGACGAGGGACCCCCCCCC